Molecule: messenger RNA, 2445 nt
Organism: Scomber scombrus (Atlantic mackerel)
Lineage: Eukaryota; Metazoa; Chordata; Actinopteri; Scombriformes; Scombridae
Product: extracellular calcium-sensing receptor-like
Exons: 8
Coding region: 1-2445 (814 amino acids)
Biological process (GO): G protein-coupled receptor signaling pathway
Cellular component (GO): membrane
Molecular function (GO): G protein-coupled receptor activity
Source: RefSeq, a predicted model, not a curated record
AUGGAUGGUGACUACAUUAUUGGGGGUGUUUUCUCCUUACACAACUAUAUUCAAAAAGUGAAGCAUAACUACACCAGCAUGCCUGAGCCACUAAGGUGCACAGGAAGCAUUGACUCCCGUGAACUGCGCUUCUCACGCGCAAUGGUCUUUGCCAUCCAGGAGAUCAACAACAGCACGGAGCUGCUGCCAGGCAUUAGACUCGGUUACCAGAUCCACGACUCGUGCUCCUCAGUCCCCGUGGCUGUGCACGUGGCGUUCCAGCUUUCAAAUGGACAGGAUCCGGUGUUUAACACCGGCAACAAGUGCUCACAGUCAGGUGUGGUGAUGGCUAUAGUUGGUGAGUCUGGGUCCACGCCAUCAAUCAGCAUAUCACGCAUCAUUGGGCCGUUUAACAUUCCUCAAGUGAGCCACUUUGCCACCUGUGCAUGUUUGUCCAAUAAGCAACAGUACCCGAGUUUUUUCAGAACAAUCCCCAGUGACCAGUUCCAGGCUGAUGCUCUGGCCAAACUGGUAAAACACUUUGGCUGGACUUGGAUAGGUGCUGUCCGGUCUGAUUCGGACUAUGGAAAUAAUGGCAUGGCGUCUUUCCUGCACGCAGCAUACAAAGAGGGGAUCUGUGUGGAAUACUCCGAAUAUUUCUACCGGACCCACCCACACAGCAGUAUCCAGCGAGUGGCUGAUGUUAUCCGCAGGUCAACAGCUAUGGUUGUUGUGGCAUUUGUUGCUUCUGGAGACAUGAGGAUCCUGCUGGAGGAGCUGUCUCGCCAGCCCUCUCCACCUCGCCAGUGGAUAGGCAGUGAGUCCUGGGUAACAGACUCAGACAUGCUGAGUUUCAGCUUCUGUGCUGGGGCAAUUGGAUUUGGCAUUCAGAAAUCUGUCAUCCCUGGUCUGAGAGACUUUCUGCUUGAUCUCUCCCCCACUGAAGUGGUUGCCUCUCCACUACUUACUGAGUUUUGGGAGGAUGCUUUCAAAUGUCGGCUGGGGAAAAGUGUUAGCACAGAUGAGAGUGUGUGUGAUGGAAGUGAAGACAUACAGGAGCUCCGGAUUGCAUACACUGACACAUCUCAGCUGCGAAUCACUAACAUGGUGUAUAAGGCUGUUUAUGCAAUAGCACAUGCCAUUCACAAUGCUGUGUGUCAGGAAACAAAUUCCACAAGUCACUGUGACAAAUUCACCAGGAUAGAGUCCACACAGGUUCUUACUCAGCUGAAGAAAGUAAAUUUUUCUCAAAAUGGUUAUCAUGUGUCAUUUGAUGCGAAUGGUGACCCUGUGGCUAUGUAUGAGCUGGUUAACUGGCAGAAAAGUAAGAGUGGCAGCAUUGAGCUGGUGACAGUUGGGCAUUUUGAUGCAUCACUUCCAGUGGGCCAGGAGUUUAAUAUCAACAGGAACCUCACCUGGUUGGGGGAUAGCACACAAGUGCCUGUGUCAGUGUGCAGUGACAGCUGUCGUCCAGGAACUCGUAAAGUGCUGCAGAAAGGAAAACCGAUCUGUUGCUAUGAUUGUAUACCUUGUCCUGAAGGAGAGAUUAGCAAUGCUACAGACUCCCCUGGUUGUUUCCGUUGCCCUAAGGAGUUCUGGCCUAAUGCAGAAAGAGACACUUGUUUCCCCAAGCCUGUAGAGUUUCUUUCCUUUGAUGAGGUCCUGGGAAUCAUCCUGGCUGCAUUCUCAGUUGGCGGUGCCUCUCUGGCCAUCAUGACAGCAGCUGUGUUCUUUCAUAACAGGGCAUCUCCAAUUGUCAGGGCCAACAACUCUGAGCUGAGCUUCCUGCUGCUCUUUUCCCUGACUCUGUGUUUCUUAUGUGCAUUAACAUUUAUUGGGGCACCCUCUGAGUGGUCCUGCAUGCUGCGCCACACAGCGUUUGGGAUCACUUUUGUCCUCUGCAUCUCCUGCAUUCUGGGAAAAACUAUAGUGGUUUUAAUGGCCUUCAGAGCUACACUCCCAGGUAGUAAUGUCAUGAAAUGGUUUGGUCCCCCACAGCAAAGAAUGACCGUAGUGUCUUUCACAUUUAUUCAAGUUUUAAUAUGUACUAUUUGGUUGGUUCUUAGCCCCCCAUUUCCAAUGAAAAACUUAACCACAUACAAGGAGAGAAUCAUCCUGGAGUGUGCAUUAGGAUCAGCUAUUGGGUUCUGGGCUGUGCUUGGGUACAUAGGCCUACUAGCUGCCUUUUGCUUUGUGUUAGCUGUCCUAGCACGGAAACUACCUGACAAUUUUAAUGAAGCCAAGCUUAUCACCUUCAGCAUGCUGAUAUUCUGUGCAGUCUGGCUCACCUUUAUACCAGCUUAUGUCAGCUCUCCUGGAAAGUUCACUGUGGCUGUUGAGAUAUUUGCCAUUCUGGCCUCCAGCUUUGGACUUACACUGUGUAUAUUUGCUCCAAAGUGUUUUAUUAUAUUGUUUCAGCCAGAAAAGAACACCAAGAAACAUUUAAUGAACAAAAAUCAAUCCUAG